CGCCAUGUCUGAUUACGGAAUUAUGUGGAGCUACUUUCAUUUAAAUUACAAGAAGCCCUAGCGAUAACUCAAGUUCUAUGGAAUUUUAUUCUCUAUUGCCGUGUUUUAAGGACAAUCACAUUUGCUACAUGAUUGUGUUCAAGCUAUGGCAGAAAAGAGCCUUUCUCAUAAAAAGGAGAAGCCUCCAAUCAUGAAGUCACCGUCGUCACGUCAAGAAACUAAGACAUUGAAAAGAAAAUUAUUCUCAUCUUUAUCUUCCCUACCUGAGAAUGAAGAUAAAAAGACAAUUAAGCACCCUCCAUCCAAAAAGAGGCGUCCAUCUUCCCGUCCAACUAGUCCUCCAGUACCGGCAAGUACACCGCCCUCUAGAGGCGGUAACAGUGGACGUUUAAUACCGCUGUCGGAACGUCAACAGUUGGCUAUGUUGAUGCAAAUGACUAGUGAGGAGCAUUCUCCAGAGUCCACGUCAAAACAGUCUCCACAGACACCAACUGGGGUACGGAAAACCUCAAUUAUGACAACCCCGACAUUUGGUCUAACAUCCAGUGCUAUAAAGGCAAAAGUGAAUAAACGAAAUGAGAAAGGAGAAACACAGUUACAUAUAGCUGCUAUUAAAGGUGACAUUAUCAGUACAAAGGCUCUGAUAAAACAAGGAGCAGAUGUCAAUUGUCAAGACUUUGCAGGCUGGACACCACUACAUGAAGCUUGUAACCAUGGUUUUUAUGAUGUUGCCCGGCAACUACUGGAAGCUGGAGCGAACGUAAAUAUUCAGGGAUUUAAUGAUAUCACUCCCCUACACGAUGCAGCUGUUAACGGACAUGUUAAGGUGGUUGAGCUAUUAUUGAAACACGGGGCAGAUCCUUUGCAAGCAAACAAUCUUGGACAAACACCAAUGACGAUAGCCAGAUCACCAAGUAUAUUACAACUUUUAAAAAAUGAAAUAAUAAGCUCUAGUAGUGACGUCUCCACUCCUGAAGUGAGGUCACCAACAUCCCCCGAGAGCAGCUGUUCAAAUGAAGAUGGAUUACAGGUGAAGAAAGACAUUGGAGCACCAGGUAAUUUUUUUUUACUGCUGGUGUGUUGGAAUGUAGAUGUGAAUACAUUCAUAGCGCCAGUGAUUGAUGAUGGCAGUGAAAGGAGUUGA
Molecule: messenger RNA, 1144 nt
Organism: Saccoglossus kowalevskii
Lineage: Eukaryota; Metazoa; Hemichordata; Enteropneusta; Harrimaniidae
Cellular component (GO): nucleoplasm
Molecular function (GO): protein binding
Source: RefSeq, a predicted model, not a curated record